Molecule: messenger RNA, 443 nt
Organism: Drosophila subobscura
Lineage: Eukaryota; Metazoa; Arthropoda; Insecta; Diptera; Drosophilidae
Exons: 2
Coding region: 7-372 (121 amino acids)
Molecular function (GO): serine-type endopeptidase inhibitor activity
Source: RefSeq, a predicted model, not a curated record
UUUACCAUGCAUCAGUUUGGUAAUAACCCGCUCCAAAUCAACUGCAAUAAACAGUCCACUAUUCGCACAACGAAAAUGAAGUCAAGUUUGUUCUUGGUCCUGCCUGGAAUUGUACUGGCACUAAAGCAUGAGAUCUGUGGUGAAGAGCUGAAGCACAUCGAGACAUGCAAGGAUAUGUUCUACACUGUUGAGGGUUACACCUUCAAUCAAACUUCGGAAGAGUGUGAGAAAUAUAUCGUUCACAACGGAUGCGGUUAUUCGGGGAAGAAUAAUUUCGGUGGAAAACCCUCCUGCGAAGCUAAAUGCAAGGAGGAAAACGUUGUUGAACUUGAACAUAAACUUCAAAUGAAUUCGAACAACCUCCAACUCUGAGGAUCAGCUCUCUGUUUCGAUAUGGAUUUUAAAUCAUUUUGUUUCGGCUAAUGGUUCCCGUUGCGGUUCAA